AUGAAUGAAGAAUUAAAAAUUAUUGAAAAAGAGUAUAAACAUUUUUAUGAAAAAUUUGAAUAUAUAAAUGAAAAUACAUUUUGUAUACAUAUUAAAAUAGAUGAAAUUGAGGAUAAUUUUUCAAAUUUAAAAGAAAACAAUUUAAAUCUUUAUAUUAAAUUUCAUUGUGAUUUUUUUGAAGUAUUGAAUCAAAAUUUAAUUGGAGAAAAAAAAUUUGAUUGUAUUGAACAAGUCUUUAAUACAUACUGUCCUAUAUCAUUUAAAAAGUUUAUUAUGCAAAAAAUUAAAUGUAAACUAAACUCAAAUUUAUGA
Messenger RNA from Plasmodium relictum, 312 nucleotides. Its product is annotated as conserved Plasmodium protein, unknown function. The coding region runs from base 1 to 312 and encodes 103 amino acids. The record is from RefSeq and is a predicted model, not a curated record. Lineage: Eukaryota; Apicomplexa; Aconoidasida; Haemosporida; Plasmodiidae. The transcript has a single exon.